AUUUGAUAAUUGACUAUAAGUAAAUAUAAUAAAAUUCUCAAAAAUAAAAUAUAUUUUUAAAACAUAAGAUAAUUCUUAAUUAUGUUGUGUUUUAUCUGAAAUAAUAUUUUUUAUUAUAAAAUAUAAAGUUUAAUGUUUGAUUUAUCUUUUUUAAAACAUAAUUAAUAAUUUAUUAUGUUGGUUUUGAUUUAAUAGUUAUAAACAGAUAAAUAUCUAUAAGAACACUAUGUCCGCAUGUGCUCCGCCGUGGUAAUUUUUUUCGCAUAGCUCAUAUUGACACCAUGGCCGCCACAGAAGGACAACAAGUUAUGGCUCUCAUCAGCAAACGUCUGCGUACUCACCGCAAGAAAUACAACCGAAUCACUGAGAUGGAAGAGUCUAUUUCUCAGGGUAAAACACUCAACAAGGAGCAAAAAGAAACCAUCCUCUCUAAGCCAAUCGUCACCGCCCUAAUCCAAGAGCUCGAAAAGCUCCGCCUUCCUCCUCCUUCCGCCGCCGUUUCAGAAGAGAUCAUCAGCCUCCCUGCUAAGAAAAACAAAAAGCAAAAGGCACGUAAGGAGAUUGCGCCUGAGGAGAAAGACGUGACUUCCAAGACAGACAUGGAGGAUUGCAAGGUCUCCGAUGAGGUUUCGAAAGACGAUAUAUCUCCUUGUAGUGAAAGCUCUCAGGACGUUACACCAUCACCACCUUCUACAAGCAGUGGAAAGGCACGACGUAAAAAGAAGUCUAAGAAACCUCAGACCACGAAUUGAUUGU
Brassica napus (rape) is the source of this 756-nucleotide messenger RNA. RefSeq lists its product as uncharacterized. The record is from RefSeq and is a predicted model, not a curated record. Lineage: Eukaryota; Viridiplantae; Streptophyta; Magnoliopsida; Brassicales; Brassicaceae. The transcript has 2 exons. Bases 282 to 752 code for a protein of 156 amino acids.